GCCGGACGUCGGUGGUGUAGGAGGGUCGUGCCCGUGGCUGGAGCGCGAGAGGCACUGCCCCGCGCUGAGCUCAGUCACGCUCGGCGAGCUGAGCUAGGAGUUGUGUGUGUCGAGACGGAGGCUGAGGGACUUGUUGAAGGACUUUUGUGUGGUUUGGACGGUAUUUGCGAGGGGCCUUUCUGCCGGAGUUGACUGAGCUGAGAGGCGUCGGAGUCGUUGCGUCGUCGGCGUGAUCUCGGUGAGUGUGCGUGGCUGGUGAGUGGAGAGCCUUACUAGACUACUGCGGUGGUUUUCUGAGUAGAGGACAGGCGGUCAGAAACCCGAACUGACCCAGCUCAGUUACAUCCGAGCCGGUCCCGAGCUGAACUUAGCUGAGCUAAGCUGAGCUAAGUUGAGCUGAGCUGAGCGAAACCAGAGAGAGCCACCAGUCUCACCGAUCUCGAGUCGCGCACGGACCAACUUGAACUGCACGGCUGAGCGGUCAGGCUGCCGCUGAGUGUACACCGGUCCAUCUGUCAGAUCCUGCAGUGGUCAGGAGGCUCACAGAGCCAGCUGAAGGUGCGGACCUACCUCCGAGUCAUCUGUGCUACAGUCAGAGCAGACAUGGGCUAGCCGGUGAUCUGCAUAGGACACUCAGCUCACUGUGAAAUCAGUGAAGGCCUAAGUAUCAGGACGAAGGAAAAGAAGCUGGCCAGCUUCGUGGACUGACCUGUGGUUUUCUGCUUCGAGACUGCUGGGAGGCUUCCGUCAAGAGGUCCACGGCAGGCCGGACGGGCCGCCAUCUCACCUCACCAUGCUUCCGAAGCUGAUGACCUCUCCAGCGCUGCUGGUGACCUUUCUCAUCUCCAUCGCGUCAGCCGAUCUGGACACCACAAGCCAGCUGACGCGAGUGACGGCCGUCGAGGGUGAGACAGCUGAGCUGCCCUGUGACGUCACACCUCCCGUCGCCGGCGACGAACUGCGAUUGGUUCUCUGGUACUAUGGAACCGGAGGAACGCCUAUAUACACAUACGACUCACGCAACCGGAACCAGAUUCUUGGCGAGCACUGGGUCGACUCCAGUCUGGACCGAAACCGAAUCCAGUUUCAGCCGGACGCUCGACCUGCCCACCUGCGUGUGACGGGUGUCCAGCGGGCCGACCAGCGCCUCUACCGGUGUCGGGUCGACUUCCUCCACUCCCCCACCAGAAACUCGCGGGUCAACCUCACCGUCAUCGUUCCUCCUGGUACACCGGUGGUCACAGAUGAUAAGGGGCAAGUGGUGGAGCGAGGUCAGAGUCGUCGCCAUCGAGAGGGCCAGAUGCUUCACCUCACCUGCCGCUCUUCGGGAGGCUCGCCGCUGCCGAACGUGACCUGGUGGCGUGGCAGCACCCUGGUGGACAGUAGCUGGGAGGAAGAGGGCAACGGCACGGUGGUGAACCAGCUGACCGCCGGGCCUCUCUCCCGAGACGACCUGGACGCCUCCUACACCUGCUGGGCGGCCAACCACAAACGGAGCCUGCCCAAGGCCACCAAAGUCGCCAUCGACAUGCUGCUGCGGCCUCUGACGGUCAACCUCCUGGGCACCAACAACCCGCUCUCGGCGGGGGUGACCUACCAGCUGACCUGUCAGAGCGUCGGCUCCCGACCGGCGGCCACCAUCACCUGGUGGAUGGGAGGCCAGAAGCUCCGACUCACCAACCAGACCAGCAGCCACGACGGCAACGUGACGACCUCUAAAGUGACCUUGACCCCGCGUAUCGAGGACAGCGGACAGCUGAUCCGCUGCCAGGCUAGCAACCCGCUGCUGAGAAACUCCAUCGAGGACCUGUGGAGAUUGAAGAUACGCUACGCGCCGCAGGUACAGCUCACAGUUCGGCCCUCACGACCUCACGACGUGGGUGUCCGCGAGGGUGACCAAGUCUCCAUGGAGUGCAGCGUGAAGGCCAACCCGCCACCCCUCCGAGUCGUCUGGAAACGCGACGGUCUGGCGCUCGUCAGCGACCCCCGUCGGAACAUCAACCUGGACAACAGUUCUCUGACGCUGUAUGACGUGACGCGGGCCGAGUCAGGCAACUACUCGUGUGAAGCUUUCAACGACGAGGGCACCGGCACCAGCGUCCAGAUGCCGCUCCGAGUACAAUACGCCCCUGCCUGUCAGCCGGACCACGUGACUCACUACCCGGUCUCCCGCGGCGAGACGGUCAAUAUCACGUGUCGUGUGACGUCAGAACCGGCCCCGUUUCGGUUCGUUUGGGCGUUCAACACCUCAACAGGUAGCAUGAUUGACAUCCCAGAGUCGAGCUGGUCGAGCGACGGUCACUGGAGUGUAUGUCGCUACACUCCGCGCACGCGGCUGGACUACGGCCAGCUGCUGUGCUGGGCGGAGAACGACCUGGCCAUGCAGAGUCGGCCGUGCGUCUUUAACAUCACGCCAGCAGAGCGUCCGGAGGGUCUGAGCAACUGUUCGGUCGUGAACAGCACAUCUCAGAGCCUGCAGGUCCACUGUGCGCCCGGCAAAGAUGGCGGUCUGCGGCAGACCUUCUCACUGGAGGUACAGGAUGCCGUCACGGAGGAACGAGUCACCGGCGUCAGCGACUCCGACCGGCCCAGCUUCUCUCUGACGGGACUGAAGCCGGGCUCUCGGUACCGCCUUACUGUGUUCGCGUCUAACGCCAAGGGCCGCUCGGAUCGGUACAUCUCCUACGCACAGACGCCGGAGGAAGUGGCGCAGGGGAUCACUGCUCCUGACACAGCCGACCCGGAGGAGCAGUCCGGGUUCCGGAUGACGCCCAUCCUGGGUAUCCUGAUCGGCAUCGUUGGCGUGCUCGUGCUCAGUGCCAUCGUCAUCGUGGUCGUCAUCCGCACGUGCACCGGCUCGCGGCGAAAGAAGAGUUGCCCGUCGGUAACUCAGCUCAACACCGGUCUGAGCGGCUCACAGAGCUUGGAUCUCAAGGAGAAACAGCAAAAUCCCGACAUCGUCCCUACCGAGUUCAUGGAUCCCGAGGAGAAGCACAUGAUCGAGCGCCUUAGUAACCCGACGCCUCGCACGCUGCGCUCGCAGUCGCGUGGAUACUCCAGCGGUUAUCACUCUCCGUGCAGCACCCUCGGCAGCCUAAAGAGCCAGCCGCAGUACACUCGCCGACCUCCGGAUGAUAUGCAACUACGGGGAGACGCGCAGUACACAUCCGUGCCAUGCCUGACGCAGAAACUGGCCAACUGCGGCCAGCCCGGCGCACUGCCGGCCAUGCCGGCGCACGAUGAAAUCUCGCCGUUUCUGCCCCACCUGGAGCACCGGGAGAGCUCGGUAUAAGUGAUGCCUGCCACCAGCAUGCUAGGAGGACUCUUCGGACAUGGAGACCUUUAUGAGCCGAACGUCCUGUUCCGCCAGCCAGGAGACGGUCAUCAAUAUGGCGGAGGCGCGCCUCUCGACUCAGUUCUGAAAAAGAGAACCGAGAGCACCACCACCCACCCCUGGCUCUCCUGGAGUUCAAACAAUAGACCCACUUCCGGAGGAACUCCAGCCGUUCGAGCACUCUUGACACAGCGCCCUUCCGCGGACCGAUCUGAACAGUCUGCGUGUCACGUGGCGAGCAUACGCGUAUUUAUUGCCUCUUCAGUGCGUCCAGAAGUGGCUCAACUCGCUGUAUUGUAAGAGCUUGUGGCAAGCUGUGCGCGGCCCCGAGAGGCAUUAUUCGAGCAAUUGACUUGGUGAAGAACCUAGUGCGCGGUUCAGAAACUGUGGUUCAGCUCCCUGGUUUAUCCGUGAUGGCAUUGCGGAGUUCAUUUCCGAACAGUUGGCUGAACAAACACAAAGAUCUCCGCUCUUACCGCAAAAGUAUCAAGCCUGCAGCGUCGUUCUGUGCCGUCUUUUUCCACUCUCUUCGGACACACGUUCUCACUAGUCACUCGGCCGGGCAGUGGUCGAUCGGCGAGCGAUCAAUUAUAAACUGAGCGCCUCUGUGUGGAGUCAGCACCUCUGAACUCAGCGGGAGCCGAACUAAAAGGUCCACGCGGACUUCGGGUGUAUCUCUCACCCGUCAAAAGAGGUGUCACGGGAGAGCGCGAGGAGGAACUGAAAACGACUGAGGUGGCAUUUCAGAAAGAAGGACCUUUAGGAGUGAUCGGACCCGCACCUCCCACUAGAGUGGGAAUUAUGGAAUAGUGACGGUGAUGGCUUCGAGAGAGUAGUCAAUGGCCGUUCCUCAAAGUGGUGAGGAUAGUGCUGAUGGCAUGGACCGCCUUUAUUGUGACUGGGUUUACUCCCCAGGUUCGUUUACUGUUCGACCGGACCAAUCGAGCUUCUAUAUCGUAACGUGCAAUGACCGUGAACCGGCGCGCAGCUGUGUUGCGCGCGGCAGCGGGCCAAGGAAAGCAAUCUCCCGCGCUAAUGUCUGCAGAUUACCUCUAUCUGCCCCGUAUUUGACCAGUACAAGCCGGAUACUGUUGUGUAUGCUGGGCGGACCAUGUCGCCCGAAAUCGCUGUGUAUGUGUAGCUACAGUGCAGUGUUUAUAUGGUAUCUUUGUUCGAUGUCGCCGUCUCGCGUGUGCGUGAGUUCCUGGGGCACCCGUGCCCGUGCCAAAGACCUCGGGUGGCCACGGGCCAUCGGGCGGGCAGUCCAACUCAGUGUGACCGACUCUGCGCAGGCCGGCCGGGGACUGAUAGAUGUGCAAACUGUGAUAACCGAUGUUGGCGCCGAGACAUUGAGCUGCCCCAUGUGCACGAUGUGUUUGUAAAUAAACUGAAUGUAUGUAUCUACUAGUCAGCACA
Amphibalanus amphitrite is the source of this 4750-nucleotide messenger RNA. RefSeq names its product nephrin-like. The record is from RefSeq and is a predicted model, not a curated record. NCBI's taxonomy places the organism in Eukaryota, Metazoa, Arthropoda, Thecostraca, Balanomorpha, Balanidae. The coding region runs from base 794 to 3292 and encodes 832 amino acids. Gene Ontology annotation, molecular function: protein binding. The transcript is spliced from 19 exons.